Molecule: messenger RNA, 833 nt
Organism: Fusarium redolens
Lineage: Eukaryota; Fungi; Ascomycota; Sordariomycetes; Hypocreales; Nectriaceae
Product: ADP-ribosylation factor family-domain-containing protein
Exons: 6
Coding region: 165-710 (181 amino acids)
Biological process (GO): protein folding
Cellular component (GO): cytoplasm; microtubule cytoskeleton
Molecular function (GO): GTPase activity; GTP binding
Source: RefSeq, a predicted model, not a curated record
CCAUGAGAGCUGCAGGCAACUGAAUUCAACGACCUUCAUAGUUCGGUGAUCAAGAAAGAAAGCCUAUAAAGACCAAAUAACCGACAAAACUGCCUAAGAACUAAGCUGGAGUGCUUGGCUUGUCUCACUAUCAAGUCUGUUCAACACACAUCUCGUGAAUCAAAAUGUUGUCAAUCCUGCGAAAAGCCCGACUCAAGGACAAGGAGAUGCGAAUCCUGAUGCUCGGAUUGGAUAAUGCUGGAAAGACCACAAUCGUUAAAAGGGUUAUGGGAGAAGAUGUCAAUACCGUAAGCCCAACAUUAGGUUUCAUCAUCAAGACGAUUGACUACGAGGGCUACAAAUUAAACAUCUGGGACGUGGGUGGACAGAAAACGUUGCGGUCAUACUGGAGAAACUAUUUCGAAAAGACAGAUGCUUUGAUCUGGGUUGUCGACGCAACGGAUCGUUUACGCAUUCAAGACUGCAGAGACGAGCUUCAAGGUUUACUCUUAGAAGAGCGUCUUGCAGGGGCAAGUCUGCUUGUUUUUGCCAACAAAACAGAUGUUGAGGGAUGUAUGACAGAAGAGGAGAUUCUCUCGGAGUUACAACUGGAAUCGAUACGAACACAUCGAUGGCACAUCCUGCCAUGCAGCGCCAUGACUGGAGCCAACCUUAAAGAAGGACUAUCGUGGGUGGUAGAGGAUGCAAAGAAGCGACUAUUCCUCUACUAAGCGAGAACUGGCUCAACUCAAUGGUUCCUGUUGGCCUCACAACAGGAUGUCCUUUUGCAAAAGCAACAAACAAACCACAAAGUGUGGAUAGCCGCGAGACUUCGAAGCAACCAGCCACAAAGC